Messenger RNA from Anolis carolinensis (green anole), 6533 nucleotides. RefSeq names its product TATA element modulatory factor 1 (gene tmf1). The transcript is spliced from 17 exons. Lineage: Eukaryota; Metazoa; Chordata; Lepidosauria; Squamata; Anolidae. Gene Ontology annotation, cellular component: endoplasmic reticulum; Golgi apparatus. The record is from RefSeq and is a predicted model, not a curated record. The coding region runs from base 157 to 3474 and encodes 1105 amino acids.
CAGGGCGGCCGCGGCGCAUGCGCGGUCGGGGCGAUUCUCCUCCCUGAAGAGAGCAGUGGCUCUGUCCUGGUUCGUGCGGUUGGGUCUUCUCUCGCUUUCCCUGUGGUUCUGUCAUGGCUGCCGAGGGCCAAAGGAAGGCGGCUUGAGGGAAAGGAGAUGAGUUGGUUCAACGCCUCGCACCUCUCGACCUUCGCCAAGCAGGCCCUGUCGCAAGCGCAGAAGUCCAUCGACCGGGUGCUGGACAUCCAGGCCGGAGAGGAAGAGGAGGAAGGAAGCCUCCGGGCCAGGCCUGGAGAGGCGGGAACCAAUUCUCUUACAACUGGAGGUUGGGAUACUUCAACAUGGGGAGCCAACUCAACCGUAGAACCUCAAAGUCAGCCAAUAUCUUCUCCAACAGCCAUCACCAAGCCAGUUAGGAGGAUUGUGGUGGAUGAAUCAGAUACCUUCUUUAGUGCCUUUCUCUCACCAACCGAUGUACAGAACAUACAAAUAAGUCCAGUGGUAUCUACACCACCCACCAAAUCCCAGCGACCCAAAGAAGAAGUAAAAAACACAAUACAGGACUCUCUUGAUGCUGACCCGCCAGAAGCAGAGGAUUUCCCUGUAACUUCAAAUGUGGAACUGAUAGACUUCAGUGAUUCCCAGGAAACAGUAGAAGGAAAUAAUUCUGUUUCUAUUACUGAAAAUGUGUGUGAUGAAAAUAGUCCUAAAGAUGACGAUCAAACGGAAUCUCCUGAAAAUCCAAAAGAAGCAGACUCCACUGUUAUGGUGAAAUCCAGUUCAGGAAGCAAUGGGCCUGAACUUAGGCCUGAACUCUCUGCACAAUCUUUGUCUUCAGAGGCAAAGAAUGUAGCUCUGGACACAAAAGAACGCAAAAGUGAGGAUCGGCAAAGUAAUACACCUUCCCCUCCAGUUAGCACUUUUUCCUCAGGGACAUCCACAACUAGUGACAUUGAAGUUCUAGACCAUGAAAGUGUAAUAAGCGAGAGCUCAGUGAGUUCAAGGCAAGAGGCUUCUGAUUCAAAAGCUAGUCUUCAUCUCAUGCAAACUUCAUUUCAGCUCCUCUCAGCAUCUGCAUGCACCGAGUAUAACCGUCUAGAUGACUUUCAGAAAUUGACUGAAAGCUGCUGCUCCUCUGAUGCUUUUGAAAGGAUUGACUCAUUUAGUGUGCAGUCUUUAGACAGUCGAAGCGUAAGUGAAAUAAACUCAGAUGAUGAAUUGUCAGGUAGGGGAUGCACUUCGGCAUCUGUCAACAUCAGCACCCCUGUACUGAAAAGUGAUGAGACAGAAUCUGUGAAAAGCAAGCCUGAUCAAAUCCAAAAUGAGUCUCUUGUGCUACCUGCAGAAGAAAUAGAAAUGGAGGAAAGUGGGAGAAGUGCAACGCCUGUGAAUUCGGAGCAGCCAGAUGUCUUGGCUGUUUCUUUACAGACUGAUCAAAGACAGAUACAGAAAGAGGAACCAGCGGUAUUUCAGCCCAGCCCUGGAAAGUUAAGCAAUGCAGAAUGUGAAAAAGAAGAGCUGUGCAAGAUUAUUGAUUCAUUGAUGGAGAAACUGGAAAUGAGGGAAACUAGACUAUUAAGUAUUAGUAAAGAGAAGGCAUCCCUAGAAGAAGCUUAUGAUAACCUUAAAGAUGAAGUCUUCAAAAUGAAGGAAGAGAACAGUAGCAUUUCAUCUCUUAAAGAGGAGUUUGCUCAGCGAAUCGCAGAUGCAGAGAAAAAGGUUCAAUUAGCAUGCAAAGAGAGAGAUGCUGCUAAAAAGGAAGUAAAGAAUCUCAAAGAAGAUCUAGCAACCAGAUUGAACAGUAAUGAAACUGCUGAAUUACUAAAGGAGAAAGAUGAACAAAUCAAAGGAUUAUUGGAAGAAGGAGAAAAGCUUUCAAAACAGCAGUUGCAAAGUUCUAACAUCAUCAAGAAGCUACGAGCAAAAGAAAAGGAAAAAGAAAGUAUUAAUACAAAGCAGAGUAAAAAAAUUCAGGAAUUUGAAGAUGAGUUGCAGCAUCUGAAGCAGGUAUUGGAUGGCAAAGAGGACCUUGAGAAGCAGCAUAGAGAGAACAUCAAGCAGCUAAAUAGCCUGGUUGAACGCCAAGAGAAAGAUCUUGUCAGACUCCAUACUGAUCUUGAAGAUCUUGAAGAGAGAAACCGAAGUGUUCAAGCAGCUCUCGACGGUGCAUACAAAGAACUUGCAGAUCUUCAUAAAGCCAAUGCUGCAAAGGACUGCGUGGCCCAAGAAGCAGCCCUAAGUCAUGAAAUCAAAAUGAAGGAAGAACUGGGCUUAGCUUUAGAAAAAGCACAAGAGGAAGCUCGGCAGCAGCAAGAAGCAUUAGCAAUUCAGGUGGCAGACUUGAGACUGGCCUUGCAACGUGCAGAGCAACAAACAGCUAGAAAGGAGGAUUACUUGCGCCAAGAAAUUAGCGAACUUCAGCAGAGACUUCAAGAAGCAGAGUCUCGUAACCAAGAGCUAAGUCAAAGCGUUACAUCUGCUACACGGCCUCUGCUCCGACAGAUAGAAAACUUGCAAGCAACCUUGGGAGCACAAACACUGGCCUGGGAGAAGCUGGAGAAGAACCUCUCUGAUAGGCUUGGGGAAUCUCAAACUGCCCUGGCAGCACAGACUGAAAGAGAACGUGCAGCUACAGAAGAACUUCUUUCCAAUAAAAUCCAGCUUUCUUCCACUGAAUCCCAAAAUAGUAUCCUGAGGCAAGAGAAUAGCCGCCUUCAAGCUCAACUAGAAGGAGAGAAAACCAGGCUUAAGAAACUAGAAAAUGAAAACAACAGGUAUGAAGUUGAGCUAGAAAACCUCAAGGAAGAAUAUGUGAAAACGGUUGAAGAAGCAAAGAAAGAAAAGAUGCUGUUAGCUACUCAGCUAGAAAUGGAGAAAAUAAAGGUUGAACAAGAAAAAAAGAAAGCUGUGUUUGUACAAGAAACAGCAAGAGAGAAGGAACGUAAAUUAUACAUUUCAUCAGCAAUUGAAACUGUCUCAAGUACUCCAUCACUUUCACGUUCAAGCUCUAUAAGUGGGGUUGAUAUGGCUGGUCUACAGGCAUCCCUCAUAUCUCAGGAUGACCCUCAUGAACAUUCCUUUGGUUCAUUGUCUACAAGUGGAAACAAUUUAUAUGAUGCUGUCAGGAUGGGAGCAGGAUCAAGUAUUAUUGAAAAUCUGCAGUCACAAUUAAAAUUACGAGAUGGAGAGGUUUCUCACCUACAGCUGGAGAUUGGAAACCUUGAGCGAACUCGGUCAGUAAUGGCAGAGGAGUUGGUAAAAUUAACAAAUCAAAAUGAUGACUUGGAAGAAAAAGUAAAGGAGAUUCCCAAGUUGCGUGCACAAUUAAGGGAUUUGGAUCAGAGAUACAAUACAAUUCUCCAGAUGUAUGGUGAAAAAGCAGAAGAGGCAGAAGAACUGAGGUUGGACCUUGAAGAUGUAAAAAAUAUGUACAAGACCCAGAUCGAUGAACUUCUGAAACAAAGACACAGUUAAUUCAGGAAUUGCCACUUGAAAAAAACUGUUGCAUUAAACUGUCGAAGUGUAUAAAUUCAAAUAUCUUGUAAAAUUUGUACUAAAGAGUGAUGAUACUGUAGAGUUCACGUGUUGGCCGGAAUCCUUUUGGUUUCAUGAUGGCCAGCUGUGUGCAUUUAAAUUAUUUGUUAAUAUUAAAAAUUUUAUAUCUAUACCUUAAAGCUAAUUUAAAAGGCAAACAGACUGUCUUAAGUCUAUAUAGUAGUGUGUGACAGAUCUUUCAGAUAGAAGAAACUUUGACCGCAACUAUUUAAUCCCUGUGAUAAUUCUGUGACAAUUACCUGGCUAUGCUGAAUUUUUCCUAUUGAAAUGAAUGUUUGGAAGAGAAAUAUAUUGAUUUUGUAAAAGAUACAUGCUGUACAGAUAGUAUUCACUUCUUUUGCAGUCUGAAAUGGGAGGCUUGAGUGCUUUUACGACAUUUAAAAAAGCUGUAUUUGUAUUUAUAUUUUGGUGCCCUAACCAGACUGUUUGCUGCCCAUAAUGCCAGACAGUUGCCUUUCCACCCAGCAAAGCAGAGUGGUUUACAUGUUAAUAGUAACCAAACUCUCUCCUACUAAGUAAAUACAACUCUAGUAUUCUGUUUGUUUGUUUUUUUUAAAAAAAAAAGUUUGGCAGUCUUCCUAAAGCAUAAUACACUGCCACUUAGAGGUAAGCUGCCUUUCAACUUCAGUGGGUUUCAAUUUCAGUGAAAAGGCAAUGCAGCAGUCAAGGGGAGGAAUUCCCCAUAAUUGUUGCUGAUUCUUUUAGUGUAUGUGUGUGCAUUGUGCACUUUGUUUUCAAAAGUGAAUAAAUACAUUCAAGAUGCCAUCAAAUAGUUUGAAAAUGCUUGUUAGAAAAGAUUUCCUGGAACAAGUGAGAAAUAGUACCUUCAAUUGCCUUUCCAGCUACUUAUUCUAACCAAAUCAAAAAAGUUGCUUUUGCAAAAGGAACAAGUAUUGUUUCAGUUUAUUAUUUCUUGCCAAACAUUUAGGUGGUUGUGAAGAAAAAAUUAAGCAAAUUUUUGUUAUGAGACCAUUCUUUCUGUUCUACUCUAUCUUUUAAAAAUCUUUUUAAAAUUCUUUGGAAAUUGAAGUUUUGUUAGUGGGAUUUCAAUAUCAAGUUGCAACACAUACAGAGAUAAAUAUUACACUUCCAACAUUUUUGAAGAAGUUUACCACUUGAUAGCUAAUUCACUGUAAAAUCUCCAGUGUUAAUACACAAGACACACUUUUGUUGAGCUGAUCUUGCUAAACUGAUAUAUAGAAAUUAAGUUUUGAUUUGGUAAAGUGAAUACUUAAGUCAUCAGUUUACUUAUAAUGAGGAAGAAGUAGUCAGUGGACUCAAAUAAUCUCUCCUUUUUCACCAUGAGAGCAAUAUGAAAUAAGAUCUUUAAUAGACAGGGUUGUUAUCUUUUUCAAAAAAUACAACUUCCUGAGAAAGGUCUCAGGGAGCAAAUUUCUAGCAUUGACUUCUUGUGAGUUGGAUUCUUUCUGAAAAUGUUAUUUUUUCCUGGUUUUGGUGACACUUUUAAUACAGAAAGCUUCACAUACAUAUGCAGGAGGGCCAUAUGACAUGUAUGUGGCAAAUGGUAAUUGAAAUUUGUGUACAGUAUUCUUUAUCGUGCAGCCAUCUUGCUGACAAAAUACUAUAGUACAAUAUACUCAAAGUUUCCUCAUUUUUUUAGUUUCAAAAACAAUUCUGCAUUAGUAGUUCUUUAACAGCAGGAGUAAACAAUGACAGGCGACAAUAGAAAUUACUCUUUUAUCUUCUAAAAAGACACUACAUGAGUGAACACAUUGUAAAAACUAAUAUGAAGUUCAAAAUGGAAUGCAGAUAAUUCAAAUCAGGACUUUCCUCACAAAAAAAUGCAUAUUAGCUCAAUUUUGGAAUUUAUAAUGCUGUUCAUAACAAACACUAUCAACUUUUAAACAAGAAACAGGUCCAUUUUAGUGUAGGCCUGUAGAAUCAAAUGGAUUUACCUAUAUGGUGACGCACCAUUCAACAGUUGGUCAAUGGGAGUAACUACCAGGAUCCCAGACAUAAUGGGUAACUAGAAUUUAUAUGCCUACAUUAAGAACAAAAAGCCUUACAUGUUUUAUCCAAACUUUGAAGAAUUUUGCAGCUUUUACAUAAGAUAUUUUACAUACACCAGGCACACACACAGUUUCUUCACUGGUUUUAAAUGCAAAUAUUUAUUAGAUUUUGACUAGACUAUGAGCCAUGCUUUGCUAUAUAAUGUUGGCCGUUUGACUUUCCAGGUCCUUUGCAGCCAGCCCUUCAUCUAUUUCCUCAUGUCUGACAAUCAGAGAUGUUAUUUGCAGGUACUACCUAUGUCUUUAAAUUUACUGUGCAGUUUUUAAAAGCACUAGAUGGUGCUGUAACAUUUCUUUUCUCAGGACUCCUACUUUGUUUUUGUGAGAAGUUGGUUAUUUCUGGAUGUCUCCAAUCCUCGGCUGUCAAAUCAAAAGAUUUAAUGUAGCUAAAGAAAUGGAAAUAAUUGCUUCAUUGGAUGGGAAGGCAUCUUCAUGCUGUUAAUGUAAAAACAGAUGGGGCAAGAUAAAGGGAAUUCCUUUGUAGAAUGCCAGUGUCGUUACUUGCAUUAUACAAAUAACUUUUCUUUAGACAUGUCAAAGUUGUACCUUUGCUAGUGAAGAAUAUUUAAGGUAGGUGUUUGAAACCUGCGUUUAAACACAUUACAGCAUUACACUGCAUACAAACUAUUGAAAUGAGCACAAAUGGGAACUUCAGUUUCUCAACUCAUUUAAGUCAGAAACAUAGGCUUAGCAUUGUCUAGUGUCAAACAAGAACAGUAUUGGAUCUCUAGCAAAGAAAAAUGGUUUGGGUAUGUGUAUAAAUUGGGUCAAUCACCUUUGCAACUGUGUUAGGCUUUAACCUUUUGUGGCUUAAGAAAUUUGACCUUUUUAAUAAAAGACCACACUAGUAUGAAGUAUGUACAUUAAUGUUAUUGAAAUUAAGCUGUUAAUGUAUGUAAAUAGUUUAAACUUGUUUAAAUCUCAGUCUGAGUAAAAUAUUUGACUUAA